Molecule: messenger RNA, 1554 nt
Organism: Nilaparvata lugens (brown planthopper)
Lineage: Eukaryota; Metazoa; Arthropoda; Insecta; Hemiptera; Delphacidae
Product: protein CLP1 homolog
Biological process (GO): tRNA splicing, via endonucleolytic cleavage and ligation
Cellular component (GO): nucleus; mRNA cleavage factor complex
Molecular function (GO): polynucleotide 5'-hydroxyl-kinase activity
Source: RefSeq, a predicted model, not a curated record
AUGACGUACCUGAACUGCCACGUGUGCCUGGAGAAGCUGCGCGAUAAGGCCGAACAGGAGGGAGGUGGGGGCGGCCGAGGGGGUCCGGUGACGAUGGUGGUGGGGCCGGCCGAUGUGGGCAAGUCGACGCUCUGCCGCAUCCUGAUCAACUACGCCGUCCGCCUCGGCCGGCGACCUGUCUACGUCGACCUCGACAUCGGUCAGGGUGCCAUUUCGGUGCCCGGCACUAUGGGUGCAAUGCUAGUGGAGCGACCAGCCUCGGUAGAGGAGGGCGGUUUCUCGCAACAAGCGCCCCUGGUGUUCAACUUCGGCAGCGUCAAGAUGCAAUCCAACAUCACACUUUGCAACAUCAUCACAUCCCGGCUGGCUGAGGUCGUACAGGAGCGGCUCCAGUCGAACAAGAAAGCGAGUACUUCGGGCAUAAUAGUGAACACGGCGGGAUGGAUCAAGGGUGACGGUUACCGGCAUCUGUGCCACGCGGCUCAGGCGUUCGAGGUUGACGUGGUGCUAGUGCUCGACCAGGAGCGCCUCUACAACGAACUGGUGCGCGAUCUGCCCAGCUUUGUGCGCGUCGUGCUGCUGCCAAAGAGUGGCGGGGUGGUGGAACGAAGCCAGAGCUAUCGGCAGGAGGCGCGUGACAAGCGGAUUCGCGAGUACUUCUACGGAGCGGGUGGUGGAGCUAGGGGGAUAGGGGGGCCGAGCCUGCACCCGCACUCGUUCGACGUGAAGUGGGCCGACCUCAAGAUCUUCAAGAUAGGCGCACCCUCGCUCCCCGACUCCUGCAUGCCGCUCGGCAUGAAGGCCGAGGACAAUAUGACUAAGCUGGUGGCUGUGCAGCCAGGUUUGAAUCUUUUACACCAUUUACUAGCUGUCAGUUUUGCAUCUUCGGCGGAAGAAGAUGUCAUCAAUUCCAAUGUGGCCGGUUUCGUUUGUGUGACCGGUGUAGACACAGAUAAACAAACGCUGACCAUUCUAUCUCCACAACCACGACCUCUACCGGACACCCUUCUCAUCCUAUGCGACUUACAGUUCAUGGAUAACCACUGAUUAAUUACCAUUUUCAACAAACAACUUGGUCAGUUGCUCGACAAAUCCAAUUGAAUUUAACCACCGUAAAAUGUUGUCAUCCAUUGGAACCAAUACUACUAGAAAAUAACGAGUCUGACGUCUCAGAUAAUAUUAAAUAAAAUUCACACUAUAAACAGAGAUAUUGUGGAAUCUCUCCAUAUUAAGGUGAAAUAAAAAGAUGAUGCCUUCUUAGUGCAUUGAAACUAAAGUUUGGCUCAAGUAAAUUAUGUGGACUGACAAUAUCGUUUUUAUUCCACCUUAAUAUUAAAUAAACUUGAAUUUUUCACAAAGCACAAUAUAAGAAAACAAUUUUGAUCGAAAUAAUAAUCUAUAAUAAUAUAAUGAAGGAAAGAAUCGGCCCAUACAAGUACAGGAUAGGAAUUUCACAAAUGCCGCAAGAUCACGUCUGAUCUACUGGAUUGAUUAAUUUGAAAUUUUGGAUAUAGAUUGUUAAUUUCCAAGGAUGGUUAUAGGAGGUAUAUUUUA